AUGCCAGAGGAGGGAGUGAAGCUCACGCCACGAGCCCAGCUGCUUUCCACCUCGGAGGUGCUGACUCUGGCUCGCCUCUUUGUCCGAGAAGGCGUGGACAAAAUUCGCCUCACUGGUGGAGAGCCUCUCAUCAGACCCGAUGUACUGGAUAUCAUCACUGAACUAAAGAAGCUGGAGGGCCUGAAAACUGUUGCAGUAACAACUAACGGUAUUAACUUAUCCAGGCUCUUGCCAAAGCUGAAAGAAGCUGGUUUGGACCUGAUCAACAUCAGCCUGGACUCCCUGGUGCCGGCCAAGUUUGAGUUCAUCGUCAGGAGAAAGGGGUUCCACAAAGUCAUGGAGGGCGUUGAUAAGGCGGUUGAAUUAGGCUAUAAUCCCGUGAAGAUCAACUGUGUGGUGAUGCGAGGACUCAACGAGGAUGAACUCUUGGAUUUUGUGUCGCUGACAGAGGCGAAACCUCUGGAGGUGCGCUUCAUUGAAUACAUGCCUUUUGAUGGCAACAAGUGGAACUUUAAGAAGAUGGUGAGUUACCAGGAGAUGUUGGACCGGAUCAGGCAGCAGUGGCCCAAACUAGAAAGGCUUCAAGCUGGACCUGCAGAUACUGCAAAGAUGUUUAAAGUUCCUGGUUUCAAUGGUCAGUUGGGCUUCAUCACUUCUAUGUCGGAUAAUUUUUGCAGCUCUUGCAACCGUUUACGCAUCACUGCAGAUGGAAACCUCAAGGUGUGUUUGUUUGGGAACUCGGAAGUCUCCCUCAGAGAUGUUUUGCGCUCUGGAGCAUCUAAUGAAGAGCUGCUGCAAAUUAUUGGAGCUGCUGUGGGGAGGAAGAAGAAACAACAUGCAGGAAUGUUCAGCAUCUCCCAGAUGAAGAACAGACCCAUGAUCCUUAUCGGUGGGUGACUCAGCUACCUAUCCAAGACAUUUCUGCCUAAACUGCAAAACAGACAGAAGGCUUCAUCCAUCGUCCUUCAGCCUAAAAAUGAGAC
Molecule: messenger RNA, 983 nt
Organism: Nematolebias whitei (Rio pearlfish)
Lineage: Eukaryota; Metazoa; Chordata; Actinopteri; Cyprinodontiformes; Rivulidae
Product: molybdenum cofactor biosynthesis protein 1-like
Exons: 9
Coding region: 1-897 (298 amino acids)
Biological process (GO): Mo-molybdopterin cofactor biosynthetic process
Molecular function (GO): cyclic pyranopterin monophosphate synthase activity; GTP 3',8'-cyclase activity; metal ion binding
Source: RefSeq, a predicted model, not a curated record